Pipra filicauda (Wire-tailed manakin) is the source of this 1847-nucleotide messenger RNA. It is a transcript of the gene THRB, whose product is annotated as thyroid hormone receptor beta. The transcript is spliced from 6 exons. Gene Ontology annotation, molecular function: RNA polymerase II cis-regulatory region sequence-specific DNA binding; nuclear receptor activity; zinc ion binding. Gene Ontology annotation, biological process: cell differentiation; retinoic acid receptor signaling pathway; thyroid hormone receptor signaling pathway. NCBI's taxonomy places the organism in Eukaryota, Metazoa, Chordata, Aves, Passeriformes, Pipridae. The record is from RefSeq and is a predicted model, not a curated record. The coding region runs from base 347 to 865 and encodes 172 amino acids.
CAUAGGUGGUAUUUCCCCGUUAAAGAGUUUAUGCAUUGAAGUUCUGUUUGACUUUCUAAAGCGGCGACGACAACAACAGCAACAGAAAUCCGCGAAGUUAAAAAAGUCAAAUGUGUUAAUUGUUAACUAAAUAUAGAAGAAGAAGGCUUGGAAGCUGUAGUGGGUGGAUUGAUCAGGCAGCGUAUGAGUAAAAAGGAAAAGGGAAAAUUGUCAGCCCUACGAAGCCAGUUGCCGGUAGGAAGGAUCGCACCUGUUCUGUGAAUGAACAGAAAAUGAAGCUCUAAUAAGCUGACAUUGGUGACGGAAGAAGGACAAGAAUGAUUACAUAUCCAUAAUUCCCAGCAGUAUGUCAGGGUAUAUACCCAGUUACUUAGACAAGGAUGAGCUAUGUGUAGUAUGUGGGGACAAAGCCACCGGAUAUCAUUAUCGCUGCAUCACUUGCGAAGGUUGCAAGGGUUUUUUUAGAAGAACCAUUCAGAAGAACCUCCAUCCAACCUAUUCCUGUAAAUAUGAAGGAAAAUGUGUGAUAGACAAAGUAACAAGAAAUCAGUGCCAGGAAUGUCGCUUCAAAAAAUGUAUCUUUGUUGGCAUGGCAACAGAUUUGGUGUUGGAUGACAGCAAGCGGUUGGCAAAGAGGAAGCUGAUAGAAGAAAAUCGAGAGAAGAGACGUCGGGAAGAGCUGCAGAAAACCAUUGGGCACAAACCAGAGCCAACAGAUGAGGAAUGGGAGCUGAUCAAAAUUGUUACUGAAGCACAUGUGGCCACCAAUGCACAAGGAAGCCACUGGAAGCAGAAAAGGAAAUUUCUGGUAAGGGCUGUAGCCUUGCACACUGUUCUCGGAACCAGGUUCCAUUCUUUCUUCUGAAGUGCCUUCCCAGCAUUGCAACCCCAGAGAGAUUUUAUCUGCCAGUGUGUUCAUGUUUAUGAUAAAGGGAUGAUUUUGUGUAGUUACUACUUGCUUUUUCUUGCCUGAACCUCAGGUUUGAUCAGAUCACGUAUUUCAAAAGAUUAACAGCAUGUUGCUGAGUUAACGCUAACUCAACUGGAUACUUUUAUUGUGCGAUGAUAAGAAAAGGUAGAAAAAUUGUUUCACUCCUGAUUAAGAACAGUAGCAGUCUAUAAUGCAUACCGUAUUUUAUUUAAUAUAUUAUAUCUAGGAAUAGUUGUCUUUAUUAGGGACUAGCAUACAACGUAUUGUAAGUGUUAAAACAAUGUAAAGUUUUAGGUGAAAGCUGGUAAUUUUUGUUAAUGACUUGUGGGCUUUCCUUCUUUUUGUUAAUGGUGAAUACAUUAUUAAAAUAAAUUAGGCAAAGCAAAAUUAAUGAGAACAGGAUGAUACAUACACUAUAGCAUUGGGAUUGCAGGCUACAGAACAACUUUCAUUUUCAUCCUGUAACUAAGGAUUAGAAAAUAAAGGGUGAUUUGUGAUGCUCAACCUUAAAAAAGGAUUUAUUUGAUUUUUCUAAAUGGAUUUUUAAGGGAAAAAUGCAGAAUGCAGAAUGCUUAUACAGCACAAAAGAGAGAUUAUCGACUGCAUUUCAGGAAUACACAGGGGUCUUUAACAGUCUGUGUAUAGCAAAUCAGAUAGAGAAUACUCAUCUUUUUGCAAGCCUGGGCUCCUGCUGCAUAAUUCACCAUGGGAAUUUCAACUCAUGGUUGACUUGGUAAGAGAAAUUAUGUAUUCAAAGCAGCUGAUCUCUUUUAUAAUGACUUUUUUUAAAGAUUCCAGUGACACCAUCUAAAUUUCUAUAUGAAUGGCUUGUGUUCAUACUGGCGUGUAGUCAGAAAAACCACAGCCAGUCAUCACUGGCAAGAAGCAAGAGGGUACUUUCUAGGGGUGCUGCAGA